AACCAGUUAUGCCAACAUCCAAAAAUCAAAAGACCCAGAAAACCUCAAGGAGCAUCUUUGAAAGGAUAACUCAACAAGGCGCUAUUGACCUUGCAAAUGAGCAAGAGGAGAAUAUCUACCUAUUCGUACCAAAUUUGAUAGGUUAUCUUCGAAUCGUUUUUGCUGCACUGGCAGUCCGUUCUAUGAAAGAUCACCCCAAGGUCUGUGCCGUACUCUACUGCAUCAGCGCAAUACUCGAUGUAGCAGAUGGUAUGGCCGCACGAUCAUUCAACCAGACUUCAAAACUUGGAGGUGUUCUUGAUAUGGUCACAGAUAGAUGUUCAACGACUUCUUUAAUGGUAUUCCUUUCGUCAGCUUAUCCUGACUGGUCUACGCUCUUCCAAUUCCUUAUCGCACUUGACUUCUCCUCACACUUUAUCCACAUGUAUGCAUCACUCGUCACUGGCGCAACAUCACACAAGCUCAUCCAAUCGGAGGUAUCUAAGAUUCUUUGGCUUUAUUACAACAACAGGAUUACCCUUUUUAUCUUUUGUGCAGGUAACGAAAUAUUUUUCGUCGCACUUUACAUUAUAUACACCAGCAAACUUCCUGCUAUCGGUUUAAGUGCUGCAUUGGUACACUCAUUAGUUCCUGAUGUCUUGAAACAACAGAUAUCAGCUGCUGCAUUUGAAAAUUUCACAAACUACGUCAUCAAUAUCAAUCCUGCUCACUUGGUGGCUAUCGUAACUUUCCCUAUUUGCUUCACAAAACAAGUUAUAAAUGUAGUUCAAUUCUGGAAAGCUUCAAAAACUUUAGUUGGCGUAGAUUUGAGUGAAAGAGCUAACAAUAGACAAAAAAAGCAAUAAUAAUUUCCUUAAUGCAAAUGGAAUAACUUUACGCGUUUCUAGUUACACUUUUUUCUCUUUAUUACUGUAAUUUGCCUUUAAUGAUUAGGUCAAUUUGAUUAUCAUAAAUAGUAUUAUCCAAGAUAUGAAAACUAUCACUAUCGAACUGAAAGUUAGACAGGUAGUUGCACGGCUACUGCUUGAGAAAAUAUUGAGUUGUUUCCGUUGUGUCGUCAUCUUAUCUGCAUUACCUUCCAAUUUGUUGCUAGUUUGUUCAAUAAGGGGCAUAUCGCUACUCAAGCCUUGUGACAAUGCCAAAGCGUUCUGUUUGAGCUGUUUUGUCAUGGCUAUCAGCUCUUCAGACAGAUCAUCUUGUUCUGCGCGAGCUGAUCUUUGUGAUACUGCACCAUUGGUAUCCUUGCCUUUCCUUCUAGACUCAUAAAGUUCCUUUUCUUUGUGAUAGUCGUACGUAUACGAUGGUUGUGGCUUUUUGACAGGUUCGGAUGGUUGAACUGGUUGUGACGUUGUAGGCUUCUCGAGAGAAACUUCAUUCACUGUAUCCGUGAGCUCUCUAGGAACAAAUUCAGGCUCUUCUGAUAGUGUUUCUUUGUUAUCUAGAACGGCAUCGAUAGUUGGCGGUAAAGUUGGGUAUACAAGGUCGCUGGAAGCCUUUUUCUCUGUACUAUCUACAAAUCCUCUAAAGUUGUCGUAUCCCUCAAAUUCGAGUCCAAUAUUUUUACGGAGAUGCUCAAUAUCAGUCAAUAGCGACAGCGCUUUAAUAUAUAUUUCAAAUUCAUUUCCAGCUUCUAUUUGCGCUGUUAUACUGUCUACUUCUCCCUUUAGUCUGGCUGAUAGACUGUUCAGUGCGUCGUUCGCGUUUCUCAUUUGAUAGUUGAU
Wallemia mellicola CBS 633.66 is the source of this 1721-nucleotide messenger RNA. RefSeq names its product phosphatidylinositol synthase. The record is from RefSeq and is a predicted model, not a curated record. Bases 9 to 845 code for a protein of 278 amino acids. Gene Ontology annotation, biological process: phosphatidylinositol biosynthetic process. The transcript is spliced from 6 exons. Gene Ontology annotation, molecular function: CDP-diacylglycerol-inositol 3-phosphatidyltransferase activity. Lineage: Eukaryota; Fungi; Basidiomycota; Wallemiomycetes; Wallemiales; Wallemiaceae. Gene Ontology annotation, cellular component: Golgi apparatus; membrane.